AUGUGCACGAAGAGGCAGCGCAUAGAGCGUCUAAUCCAACGUGGACAUUUGCUUGCCAAUGUGCAACGUGGUGACGAUACAGAAACAGGUAUGAAGGCUUGUAUGCCUUUGUCGCGUAACUCCAUUUGCACUCCAGCAGCACCUUUUCAACCGCGGCGGUCGUCCUGGACUCCCGAAGAGGAUGAAAAACUUAAAAAGCUAGUGCAUCAAUUAGGAAGUUGUAACUGGAGCGAGAUUGCGCUGGCGUUUCCAUCACGAAACCGCAAACGGUGUCGAGAAAGGUUUGAAAAUCACCUUAAACCAUCAGUACUAGCAUCAGGUACAUGGAGUAAGGAGGAUGAUUUGAAAGUGUUGCAAUUACUGCGUACGUUGGGACCGAAGUGGGCUGAAAUAGCCAGAAAAAUGAUUUGUCGAAGCGCAGAAAGUGUUAAGAAUCGCUGUCUUCUUUUGGCUAGAAAGGCAGUGUACAACAAGAAAGCACCUUUGCAACGGUGGUCGGCGACCGAAAAGGAAAAACUUCGAUCGUUAGUGGCAACACAUGGAGCACAAAAUUGGCUAUUUAUCGCUUCGCAAUUACCUGGACGCACCGACCUGCAAUGUUUACAGCAAUGGUCUCGUACUCUGAAUGACAAGAUAGUGAGAGGGAAAGGAACGUGGACGCAGAACGAAGAUCGGAUUCUGGUCCAGAAAGUGGCUGAAUUUGGGCGGAAAUGGACCGCGAUUGCUGCUUACUUGCCUGGAAGGUUGGGAAUUCAGUGUCGCGAACGGUAUUUGAAUCACUUGGACCCAUCGAUUAAAACGACACCUUGGACGAAUGCUGAAGACCAAAUUUUGAGUGAAGCCAUUGCCAAGCACUCAACACAGUGGGUUUUGAUUGCAAAAAAACUGCCAGGACGCAAGGAGGAAGAUUAA
Molecule: messenger RNA, 912 nt
Organism: Plasmopara halstedii
Lineage: Eukaryota; Oomycota; Peronosporomycetes; Peronosporales; Peronosporaceae
Product: myb-like dna-binding
Exons: 4
Coding region: 1-912 (303 amino acids)
Source: RefSeq, a predicted model, not a curated record